This is a messenger RNA of Zingiber officinale, 2050 nucleotides long. RefSeq names its product nucleobase-ascorbate transporter 6-like. Bases 285 to 1886 code for a protein of 533 amino acids. Gene Ontology annotation, biological process: transmembrane transport. The transcript is spliced from 15 exons. Gene Ontology annotation, cellular component: membrane. NCBI's taxonomy places the organism in Eukaryota, Viridiplantae, Streptophyta, Magnoliopsida, Zingiberales, Zingiberaceae. The record is from RefSeq and is a predicted model, not a curated record. Gene Ontology annotation, molecular function: transmembrane transporter activity.
GAAAUACAAUCUCUAAAUGAUAAAGCAAUUGCCGUAGAGUGAGAAGUGCGGCUGCUCCAGAGCAGAUCAAGAGCAGAGCUGGAGUUUAGAGUGCGAUCUACCCAAACCCUACUGGAUUUUAGCUUCGCUGAUCCUUUGCUCUUUGGUUUUUGUUGCUGUUCUCGAGAUAUUCCAGGUGGUGUGCACAAUAAAUGCAGUGGAAGGACGGGCUUUGGUGUUUCGUUUUGGUUUACAGAAUUAGGGUUCUUGAGUUAAGUGGUCGGUUGAAGUAGAGGAGCGGAGAAAUGGCCGGAGGUGGUGCGGCGCCGGCGCCGAAGCAGGACGAGUUGCAGCCCCACCCGGUGAGGGAGCAGCUCCCCAAUGUGUCAUACUGCAUCACCAGCCCUCCUCCCUGGCCUGAGGCCGUACUUCUUGGUUUCCAACAUUUUCUUGUCAUGCUAGGAACUACUGUUAUUAUCCCCACUGCACUUGUUCCUCAAAUGGGCGGAGGAAAUGACGACAAAGCCAGGGUAGUCCAAACAAUAUUGUUUGUGUCUGGCAUCAACACUCUUUUUCAAACUUUCUUUGGGACACGCCUGCCCGCUGUGAUCGGAGGUUCAUAUACUUUUGUUGUGCCGACCAUCUCUAUCAUCUUGGCUGGUCGUUAUAGUGACAUUGUGGAUCCUCAUGAGAAAUUUUUACAUAUAAUGCGUGGAACCCAAGGUGCUCUUAUUGUUGCUUCAACACUUCAGAUUAUCGUUGGUUUCAGUGGUCUUUGGCGAAACGUCACUCGAUUCUUAAGUCCGUUGGCAGCUGUACCCCUCGUUGCGCUUUCUGGUUUUGGGCUUUAUGAGUUUGGCUUCCCAGGGGUUGCCAAAUGCAUUGAAAUUGGGCUUCCACAGAUAAUUCUUUUAGUCUUAUUCUCACAGUAUCUUCCUCACGCUCUUCACUCGGACAAGCCUGUUUUUGACAGAUUUUCUGUCAUAUUUUCGAUCACAAUUGUAUGGUUUUAUGCAUACUUGCUUACCGUUGGAGGGGCAUAUAGACAUUCACCACCAAAGACACAAUUACAUUGUCGUACAGACCGUUCAGGACUUGUUGGCGGUGCUCCUUGGAUAAGAGUUCCAUAUCCCUUUCAAUGGGGUGCACCAACAUUUGAUGCUGGUGAAGCUUUUGCAAUGAUGGCUGCAUCAUUUGUUGCUCUUGUCGAGUCUACUGGAACUUUUAUUGCAGUCACAAGAUAUGCUAGUGCAACGCCAUGCCCGCCUUCUGUUCUCAGCCGUGGUAUUGGUUGGCAGGGCAUAGGCAUCUUACUGGAUGGAAUUUUUGGAACCGCGAAUGGCUCUUCAGUGUCGGUAGAGAAUACUGGUUUACUAGCCUUGACUCGCGUUGGCAGCAGAAGAGUUGUGCAGAUAUCUGCCGGAUUCAUGAUAUUCUUUUCGAUUCUCGGAAAAUUUGGAGCUGUUUUUGCCUCAAUUCCUGCACCAAUUUUUGCAGCUCUCUACUGCAUUUUUUUUGCAUAUGUUGGUUCAGUUGGCCUUAGCUUUCUUCAAUUCUGCAAUCUCAACAGCUUCAGAACUUUGUUCAUCUUAGGAUUCUCAAUUUUUAUGGGUCUGUCAGUUCCACAAUACUUCAACGAGUACACUUCGGUUGCUGGCUUCGGACCAGUUCAUGUUGGAGCCAGAUGGUUUAACGAUAUUGUCAAUGUGAUAUUCUCUUCAAAGCCAUUUGUCGCUGGUCUAGUGGCAUUUUUCUUGGACAACACAUUGCAUAGGCAUGAUCCUACCGCGAAAAGGGACAGAGGGUAUCAUUGGUGGAAAAGGUUUCGAAGCUUCAAAGGCGAUGUGAGAAGUGAGGAAUUCUACGAAUUGCCAUUUAACCUCAAUAAGUUUUUUCCAUCUGUUUGAUAUUCCAGGAGUAGAUGUGACUGUCGAAUCUACUACUAAUCGAAUUAGAGAGUUCUUCUGUAAGAGUCAGUUGUAUUUCAUCUUGCUUAUUUGCCGACUUACUGUGAAGUGAAUCCUGAGUCGAUGAAUCGUUUUCUGUUUUAUCCAAGUGUAAGUUUUAUUCA